This is a messenger RNA of Penicillium psychrosexuale, 745 nucleotides long. Its product is annotated as Mpv17/PMP22 family protein. The record is from RefSeq and is a predicted model, not a curated record. The transcript is spliced from 4 exons. Gene Ontology annotation, cellular component: cytoplasm; membrane. Lineage: Eukaryota; Fungi; Ascomycota; Eurotiomycetes; Eurotiales; Aspergillaceae. The coding region runs from base 1 to 717 and encodes 238 amino acids.
AUGUCCGUCAAGUUCCAAGAGGAGACCGUCCGCACCGUCACGGGCGGCGGCAAGUCUGAAGACCUCGCGCAUCGCGUUGGUGAGCGAUUGACCGGUGGAAAAACAGCGGCUGGGUAUCUCCAGGCAUACCUCCUUCAGCUCCAGAAGAACCCUCUGCGCACGAAGAUGCUCACCUCUGGUGUGCUCUCCGGUCUGCAGGAACUGCUAGCUUCGUGGAUCGCCCACGAUGUCGGCAAGCACGGCCACUACUUCAGCUCGCGCAUCCCCAAGAUGUCGCUGUACGGAAUGUUCAUCAGCGCGCCCCUCGGCCACGUUCUCAUCGGGAUCCUGCAGAAGAUUUUCGCCGGCCGCACAAGUCUCAAGGCCAAGAUCCUGCAGAUCCUCGUUAGCAAUCUGAUUAUCUCCCCCAUCCAGAACAGCGUCUACCUGACCUCCAUGGCUAUUAUCGCCGGUGCGCGCACCAUCCACCAGGUUCGCGCUACCGUCAAGGCUGGCUUCAUGCCCGUCAUGAAGGUCAGCUGGAUCACCUCGCCCCUGUGUUUGGCCUUCGCUCAGAAGUUCCUCCCCGAGCACACCUGGGUGCCCUUCUUCAACGUUGUUGGAUUCUUCAUUGGAACCUACGUCAACACCCACACUAAGAAGAAGCGUCUGGAAGCUCUCCGGAAGCGUUACGACCAGCGUCGCGACCCCAGCUACGAGAAGCGCGACUUCCCUUAAAUGGGCACAGUCCGCAAUUGACUGCAAA